This is a messenger RNA of Malassezia pachydermatis, 858 nucleotides long. RefSeq names its product hira-interacting protein 5. Gene Ontology annotation, molecular function: iron ion binding; iron-sulfur cluster binding. Gene Ontology annotation, biological process: iron-sulfur cluster assembly. Bases 1 to 858 code for a protein of 285 amino acids. Gene Ontology annotation, cellular component: mitochondrion. The transcript has a single exon. The record is from RefSeq and is a predicted model, not a curated record. NCBI's taxonomy places the organism in Eukaryota, Fungi, Basidiomycota, Malasseziomycetes, Malasseziales, Malasseziaceae.
AUGUGGAUGACGUUGACAUGUGUGCGUACCGAGGCCAUGCCGGCUGUGCGUAGGAUGAUGCGUGGUACGACGACCGCUGCCCAGGCGCCUACGUUGGUGCGGCCCUUCAGUGCGAUGGUAGCGCUGCCACGCCGUCCACGUCAAGCGACGAGGCCAUGGGCUCGCUAUGCAUCGCUAACGCCUUCGCGAUCCAUGUUCAUUCAGACGGAAGCUACGCCGAACGAGGACUCACUUAAGUUUCUGCCAGGCUGCCAGGUUAUGGAGAAGGGCACGGCCGAGUUCCUCGAUAAGCGUGCGUCAAUGGGAUCGCCUCUCGCGAAGAAUCUCUUUGCGCUGGACGGCGUCACGGGCGUAUUUUACGGCCCGGAUUUCGUGACCGUGAGCAAAGAUUCUGAGACGCCCUGGUCGGCUGUAAAGCCGGAAAUCUACAGUACCAUGAUGGAGUUCUUUACUGCUGGCCACGACUUGUUCCCUGAUCCCUCUGUGCAGCAACCAGGCUCUGAUACGACGAUCCUCGAGACGGACUCGGAAGUCGUUGCGAUGAUCAAGGAGCUGCUAGAUACACGCAUCCGCCCUGCGAUCCAGGAAGACGGUGGCGACUUGGAGUACUGUGGAUUUGGCGAGGAUACGGAUGGCAUUGUGCGUGUCAAGUUGAAGGGCAGCUGCCGUGGCUGCGAUAGCUCUACCGUCACACUCAAAUCGGGCAUUGAGCGCAUGCUUAUGCACUAUGUGCCGGAAGUGCAGGGUGUCGAACAAGUUCUCGACGAAGUCGAGCAGGUCGCAGCUGACGAACUUGCGAAGCUCGAGGAGCGUUUGCGGCAACACCGUGAAGAACGCGCCAAGGGCUUUUCGCCUUAG